Messenger RNA from Pestalotiopsis fici W106-1, 1566 nucleotides. RefSeq lists its product as uncharacterized. Gene Ontology annotation, biological process: glucosylceramide biosynthetic process. Gene Ontology annotation, cellular component: membrane. The record is from RefSeq and is a predicted model, not a curated record. Gene Ontology annotation, molecular function: ceramide glucosyltransferase activity. The transcript has 2 exons. Lineage: Eukaryota; Fungi; Ascomycota; Sordariomycetes; Amphisphaeriales; Sporocadaceae. The coding region runs from base 1 to 1566 and encodes 521 amino acids.
AUGAUUCCCGUGACCCAGGCAUUUGGAUACGCCUGGUUGUGCUGGGGGUCGAUAGUACUUGUUGUACAAGGCAUAGGAACAUAUGGAAUCUUCAAGUACUUUUCGUCCGUACCCAAGAAAGCAAUCUCACCGACACUUCCAGAAGAUGAAGUUCCUCACGUCACUAUACUGCGACCUGCCAAGGGCUUAGAACCUUACCUCUACGAAUGUCUCAAGUCAACGUUCCAGCAAAAUUAUCCCAAGAACAAGUUCACAAUACACUUUUGUGUAUCUUCCAAAGAUGAUGCUGCAUAUCCAGUCAUGCAGCAGGUGGUCAAAGAGUUCCCGACUCACGAUGCCAGGAUCUUUAUCGAGAAUGAGGACCCCAUGUUGAACGGGCGCGAGGGCACUAUUGAGAACAUGGGACCGAACCCCAAGAUCCGAAACCUAAGUCACGCCUACAGAGAGGUCAAGGGAGACAUUGUCUGGAUUGCAGACUGCAAUGUGUGGCUGUCGAAAAGCGCCGCUGGAAAAAUGGUCGACCGUCUCUGUGGAUUCGCCCCUGAUGGCAGACAAGAAAAGCCCUGCAAGCUGGCUCACCAGUUGCCCAUCGUCGUUGACACGGUAUCUUCGCUUGAGCGCAACAGCUCCGAGUCACAGGCACUUCUCUCUGGCGCCAUGGAUGUGGAACACCGCAAGGAGAUUGACAACUCGCUAUUGGCUCAGGGCGGCGGUCGGCUUGAUGAGAUGUUCAUGUGUACUACCCACGCCAAGUUCUACUCAGCAAUCAACACUGUCGGUGUCGCUCCCUGCGUUGUGGGCAAGAGCACCAUGUUCCGCAAGUCGCAGCUGGAUUACGCUACAGACCCUGCGCAAAACCCCAUCCUCAGCGCGUCCACUCCGCCUUUGCCUACUGGUCUGAAUUACUUUUCCCACUUCAUUUGCGAAGAUCAUUUGAUUGGUGAUUUGCUUUGGAAAACCAAAUUCGCGGGCUUCAGAAACCAUGGACUGAACUGGGGCAAUCUGGUUGUUCAACCUGUCGCUGGAAUGUCGGUCGCAGCAUAUGUUGCUCGUCGUGUCAGAUGGCUUCGAGCACGAAAAUGGACAGUGCUUUUGGCGACACUCGUGGAGCCUGGUGUCGAGUCUCUACUCUGCUGCUUCCAAAUCUCCUUUACCCUGACGAGCGUUCCCUGGCUCAACCAGUAUUUGGGUAUUGGACAGACAUGGGGGACAUUGUUCAAAUGCUGGGCUGUCGGUGUCUUUCUCUGGAUGAUCCUUGAUAGGCUCGUCUCGAACAGAUUGCACGCUGGCUACAGUAUAGACAUUGACGAGGACACACCCCCAUUCGCCAAGGGAGCCAAGCGUGGAGGUACAGAGAGGCGACCUUUUGGCCAGUGGCUCCUUGCUUGGCUGGGACGAGAGCUACUGGCCCUCCCCAUCUGGACCUGGGCAGUCUUGCUGGGAACCACCGUGAACUGGAGAGGACGGCAGUUCCGUGUCAGAUCCGACAUGAGUGUGGUGUCUGACGAACCGGAUCGCUCUCCAUCCACUUCUUCAGGUGCGCGAACACCCAAUAAAAUAGAUUAG